UGUCUUGCAGGAGGAUCGAGGUGGACUGACAAUGGCUCGUUGAUCGCUGACUUUGGCGUCCCGAUCAAUUAUUCUCCUGUUGACUAGGCUAAAGGAGGCAACCAUAGGAGAUUCGAUGUCAUCUAUCCGAGACACGGUUUGGGAUGUAAAAACUGUAGGGUCCGUUUUCAUGCAUUACCCCUACCAUCAUGGCCGACGAGGAGAUAGUCAGAGGCCUGGACGUGGUUCGAAUAUGCCAGCUGGUGGCCACCACAGUCGUUUUGUAUGAUCAUGUUAUUACUUUUGGCCAGGAGGUGGAAUACAUCUGGAGCAAGCAGUGGUCGGCUUCAAAAACGUUAUUCAUCCUGAAUCGUUACUUGGGGGAAUUUCUGUUGAUGUACGCAUCUUAUGUUAUCCGCGAUGUUUUCUUUCGUUUUCAGGGGUACUUUAACGCACUCCUUAUCUGUAUUGGGGGAGCAGUGAUGAGUCUUAGAGUGGUGGCGAUGCACGAAGCAUCGAAGAAAAUCCUCACCCUAGUCGGCGUCCUUCUCUUCGGGGAGUUAAUUUCAAUGGUGACUGUGCUCAGCCUCUCAUUUAGGACAGUCAAAGGUCUGGCCACGUUUCAUCCAUAUUCAUAUAGAAGGUUACUCACUAUAGCUGUAGUUUUGCAGCAGUCCAGUGUACAUGCUUGCAUCGCUUCGGGUGUCCCACACUAUUAUUGGACUUUUUACCUCUUCCCCAUGGUUCUUGAGACCGUCCUCUUUAGUCUGGCACUUUCAGUUGCCUUCAGACACAUCCGGGAAAGGGGACUUCUAACCGGAGAGUCAGUUUUGGACGUUCUUUUUCGCGACAGCAUAUACUAUUUCAUUAUUAUCGAGUGUGCGUUCAGUGCCAACGUAGCAACAGCAUUUUACGUUACUAGGCACGGCAGAUACAGCAAAGGAGUACUUCACGUUCCUUGGCUGCAAAUCCCCCAAGGGGUCUCUAUUUCAGUCACGAUUUUGGUUGUGUCCAGGCUUAUCCUGAAUCUUCAACAUGUAUACUACCUCCCCAUUCGAAACCAUUCGGUGGUGUCGUCUAUUCAAUGGCGAGGACCCUCCGACGAAGCCGAUCUGCCACUGGAUGACAGGCUGUACACGCUAAAUUCUCCAUUACCUUAGGCAUACAUAUUAAAGAGGAACGGGAGAUUGAUGUAGUCAACGUCGGCCAUGUUCCCUACAAAGGUAUUGUUCUGGUUUGUGUACAGUAUUAUCAUAUAAUGUAAUAAUAAUUCCCACGAGCAACGCAAGGAAAUUUGUUCGGAUUCGCUUGGAGAAUUUGGGGCGAUUGUAAAUAGUGCAGAAUCUCAAAUAUCCC
This is a messenger RNA of Desarmillaria tabescens, 1335 nucleotides long. RefSeq lists its product as uncharacterized. Bases 189 to 1139 code for a protein of 316 amino acids. The transcript has 11 exons. NCBI's taxonomy places the organism in Eukaryota, Fungi, Basidiomycota, Agaricomycetes, Agaricales, Physalacriaceae. The record is from RefSeq and is a predicted model, not a curated record.